AUGGAAAAGAACGAUCCUAAUCAGUUUCGAUUCGUCGAAGAAGCGGAAGAUGAAAUUAAAAUGACAAUGAAAGACAUAAUAAAACGCCAUGGUAUUAGUUUAGAAGAGAAAAACAAGGAACAAGAAGGAGAAGCCUUAAGUUACAUCGGUCUCUCCUAUCACAAGCUUGGUAAAUACGAGAAAGCUUUAGACUAUCAUCAGCAACAUUUAGAACUCUCUGAAGGCACUGAAAACUCCAAAGGAAAGCGACGGGCUAAUUGCAACAUUGGUUGUGUAUACAAAGUAAUGGGAGACCUGCCAAUGGCAUUAUACUACUACGAAAAAGCGUAUGAGAUCAGCAAGGAGCGAGGAGAUAGGAAAGCACAGGCACGGAUAUGCAAUAAUAUGGCUAAUAUUUACGAAAUGCUAAUGGAUACAGACAAAGCCAUAGAACUGCAUAAAGAACGGCAUGAUAUAGCAACUGACUUAGAAGAUUUACAUGGUCAAGGCAAAUCAUGUGUUAGUCUUGGUGCUAUGUAUUUAGUGAAAGACGACGAAGAACAAAGUCUACUCUAUUAUGAGGAAUUGCUGGGCAUCCUCCGAGCAAAACUACGUAUGUUCUUAUUUUUACACUAUAUUAUUCAGGAAAUUUAUACUACUAUAAAAUAAUUUUGUCGAUAAUUUCACAAUAUUUAAGCCCAGGUUGUGCGCACUACAUAACGAUACGAUAAACAUGCGCUGAUUGGUCAAAAAAUUUAUUAUCGUCCGACUCGGGUGAGCGAUUUAAAAUUGUCAUCGUAUCAUUGUAGUGUGGCCAGGCCUUCAUGCAGUGGCCAAUAUUACUUCGUUUCCACAAGUUUAAUUUCAUUCUAUAUCUGGGUGUUUCUCCUCAUGUGUAGGAAAAGUCUAUUAUCAGUGGAACAAAGCUGUCUUUACAUAUUUCAAAGGAAAUAGAUCAAAUAUAUAUAUUAACAACAACGAAACGUUUGUCCUACGUUUUCGAACAAGCGUUCCUUUUUUAGCGGUUGCAUGCCCUGAUCCCUAUAUUUUAACUGUAUGCUUAUUGUUAUAAUGAUCAACACUGUAGACUAUUCUUGGCAUUUAUGCACAUUCUCUAUAUUUACAUGUACAUGAAAGACACUUGCCUAAUAAUAUCAUAUGGCAUUUGUUAGGUGGAAUGUUGUAGUAUUUUGAUAGAGUAUUAUUAGUUCGAGUACUUUAAGGCUUGUGCAUAUGAUCCCAGCGAGGCGGAACGGGACAGUUGCCGAAAUCCCACUCUCAAUAUAUAUUGAGUGUUUAUAUGAUUCCGUCUAGGUGGGGUUCCUCAGUUAAUCUAAACAUACGUAUAUCUCUUUUCUGGCGAGAAAACAAACCUGACAUCCAGACUGACUUUUACCCGGCAUUGUAUUUUGUCGAUACAAACACGCCAUCCCACCUAGGAGAGAUUUCCAGCUGUGUGGGAUAGAAAUAUCAUGUCCCGCCGAGCAGGGAUCAUAUCAUUCAAACUGUCCGCCACGCGCACAAAGUUCAGCAAAUUGUCAGGAUUCACACGCGUUUCUGAUCCUAAACGAGGUAAGCAAAGAAUGCGGCAAAAAGCGUUCAUUGCAGAUUUGAAACAACAAAUUGCAAAUCAAGCAUGAGAGCAACCGCCGCCCCUCCCCUGGAUAUUUGGACGGGCAUGUUCCACAAAAUUGCACCUUGAUAGCUAAAACGUUUCUUCAUAAAUUCUGACAGGGGCCUAGGAACAAAAAAGUUUAUAAUUUGCCCCACGUAAGUUGUGCUCGUGCAUUGAGACGUGCAUGGGGAUGAAUUUAUUGGUUAAAUAACUAGGAACCAUAUUAUUGGCCGUCUUAUAUACAUUAAUUUCUUAAACUGUAGGGCACGCCUAUCUUCCAGAUUAGUCCAGUUUAAUGAUCUUAAAAUUUCAGAUGAGCGAGUGUAAGAAUCAGAACCAGUAAUGAUUCGUGCAGCCUUUGCAUUCGUUGAAGCUUUUGUCCUAGACCCUUAAGGCCCGGUCACACAACGAUAACGAUAAAUUGUAAACAUGCGAUAAUUGUCAAAAAAAUUGCGUUAGUGUCCACACAACAACGAAAAUGAUAAAAUUGUUAGACGAUAACGAUAACGAUUUUAAAAUCGCUCACCUGAGCGAUUUUUUUUUCAGCCGGACGAUAACGAUAAAUUUUUGACCAAUCAUCGCGCGUAAACAAGUUAUCGUUAUCGUUGUGUAGUGUGACCUGGGCUUUAGCCAGAUUAUCCCAAAUAACACUACAAUAGUCAAAAUGUGGCUGAAUUAAAGAAUUAUAGAUUAGCACAAGAGCUGAAAGUGGGAGCAACGGUUUUGGUCUCCUCAAAACUCUGAUCCCCUUGGAGACUUUAGAAAUACUCGCAGAGAUAUGAGACUCCCACGUUAAACCCUCGUCCAAUCCUAAACAUUUACAUGAUUUGACUCUUUUGAUUUUAUUUCCUGAGAUAAAAAUAUCAAGUUGUUCAGGAAUAUUACUUAACCUUUGUCGAGAAGCAACAAACAUAUAUUUUGUUUUCAUUACAUUACAUUACAUUACAUUACAUUACAUUACAUUAAGACUAAGUUUAUUCAUGUUGAGCCAGUUUUGUAGAAUUUGUAAGUCAUCGUUUAAAACAGAAAUAAUCUUAUUGAGGUCAUCAUCAGCAUAUGGUAAAUUGGUAUCAUCGGCGAAUAAACGCCCAUUUGAUACCAACUGACAUUUAAGAAUGUCAUUGAUAUAUAAUAAGAACAGUAGUGGACCCAGGAUAGAUCCUUGUGGAACGCCACAUGUUAUCUUACAGCUACCCGACGAUAUAUUGUUGAUAACAGUGAUUUGUGUGCGCCCAGAGAGGUAGUUUCGGAAUAGUUCUACAGUUUGGUUGCUAAAUCCAUAACGGUUCAAUUUACCUGGUGGAAUCUCAUGUUCGAUGGUAUCAAAGGCCUUCUUUAAAGGUUUUCUAUAGUUUAGCAAGUUUGCAGAGUUUGCUCUCUAGCAAUGUGUUGACGUUCGUGAACUUUGUGGGUGUGACAUCACUUUGAAAUUUCGUCACCUCUGACAAUAGCGUUGUCCGCAAUUGACGUCACGAAAUGUCGACCCCCCGCGAAGACUCAGACAAACAUUGGCAACAUUUAAUAUAAAUAGUAUUAUGAUUAAGAGCUUCCUGUGAGUUAGUUUGAUAGUUUGAUGUUUGUUUACGGUUUAUUUGUGCGAAAUCAUACACACCUUGUACGUUUCGCUUUACCUGAAGUGCCAGUGCAAAAUAUUUUUGCUUUGGAAGUAGAAAUAUACACUUUUUCGUCACUUUAGUAUCGACUGUCAUGUCGUUUCUAUCAUAGGCGGUGUCUACUGUAUUAUAAUAGUACAUGGUUUGGCGUAACUGUUGCUAUAAAGAGGCCAUAAAGAAAGGGUAUGCAAAAGAAAGGGCGAUAGAAAGUCUGUAGUAGCAGAUAUUUAACCGAAAAAAUCUCGUAGUCGUACCAGAUUUAAUUCGUAGCCCUAGCGAAUCAGUUCUAAAGUUCCCUAUUUAAUAUUGUUGAUUUCAUGUUUAUACUAACUUAUAUUUUAAUACUCGCUUUAGUGUGCAUUAUUUUAUUACUUUAGACAUCUCUUUUAUUAAUAGCAAAGUCCAAAGCCAAAGAAGCUAGGAUUGUUUAAUGUUUACUAUAAUCUAUUGACUACAUAUUCAACUUAUAAAAUACGGAUUUAUUAGGAAUGUAAUUAAAACUAAUACUUUCAAAUUCAAACUUUUUUAAAAAAUGUCAAAGAUAAACUACAAACUAUAUAAAAUCUCAAAUAUAAAAUCUUCCGUUGACCAGUAAAACAGUAUUUUGCUUAACACUGUGUUAAUUAAUAGCCUAACACUGUCUGGUAAACUAUUGCUUCUCCAGUCAUAAAUUAAACAACAGACGCUCUCACUGAAAACGAUGGCGUCCCAGACUCAUAUUUUGAGCAUGACCAUCUUCUUAUACUGUCGAUUAAACUCAAGAAGCAGUGGUUAAAAUGUAGAGGCCGGCUUAUAGCAAAGCGGUAUAAAACGCCAAGUUCUUCUUCAGCGAGUUAGCGAUUGCUUUUAAUAGUUCGGGAAAGCAUCGUUCGCUGGAUGUAUUGACGGGGGAAAAUGGUUAGCUGCGAAAGUUCUUGGAGAAAAACCAGCACAGUCCGCAGUCAAUAACAAUCAACACAUUGCUACUGCAGACAUUCCCGUCCCGUCCGACUUUUCAAUUCCCUGUUUCGGCAGUUUUCUUAGUAUCUCGAAUCACUUGGACAUGUUCCCCAGCAACAGUGCUUAGCAUUAACCAUGUUUGUAAUUUGGGAUAAAUUUGAAUUCGUUUUAGCACAGAUAAAAUAAAUAAAAACGUCAAUUUAGACCAAUUUAUGUUCGCUGCUAGUACAAUUCUAUACAAAAUGUUAGUUUGUUUGUCUGAGUCUCGUGGGGGGUCUUCACUUGGAGAAUCUAUUUGUAGCUGUAUUAUAUUUCAGGCAUACAAGAUACAUUGGCUGAUGACCUGUCAGACGACGACGAUGAUGGUUUUAUCGACCUUGAUAACCUUGCAGCGAACUUUGAGUAAGUAGUUCCCAAAUCCUUAUUUGGUGUAACACUAAAAAACUAACUCAGAACGGGUUAAAAAUGAGUGAAAGUGCUUGAAAUUUCAACAUAAUUCGAAUAAUAUAAUAUCAACAUAAAAUUUAUUGUUAUCAAAAUAUCAACCUCUUUAUUGUAAUUUAGCGAUGAUGAAAAUGAGGAAGAGGAGGGCGAUAAAGGGAAGAAAGAGAAGGAAAAAGGAAAGGGAAAACUUCCUAAGUCACCCUUUAAAAAGAAGAAAAAUAAAGAUAAGAAAAAAGACAAAGAUAAAGGAAAGAAAUAA
Molecule: messenger RNA, 4849 nt
Organism: Paramuricea clavata
Lineage: Eukaryota; Metazoa; Cnidaria; Anthozoa; Malacalcyonacea; Plexauridae
Source: the annotation of a GenBank genome assembly